GUAGUGGAGAAAUCGACUCGAAAGAAAGCGAAAGUAUCUGACAUAAUGUUGACAACUGGUAGAGAGGAUGAUUAUCAUGAUGGAGAGGCAUGUAGUGCAGAUUCGGCUACUUCAAGGACUUUAGUUGAGUGCGACGCAAUCAAUACAUUGCUUUCAAUACGUGGUCCAUCAUCACCAAACUUAGAUGUUGCACCCAUGACACCUCAGUCGCAAGGAAGUUCAUCACCGAGUAGAAGCGAAUCUGACAGUGAAUCAAACGACACUUGGUUAACCGCACCUUCAGAACGAACAGAGCUUCGACCAGAAGGGAAUAUGUCGCUACCCCCACGCAAAAGACCAAUGAUGCGGGAUAUGGCCUGCUCCAGUCUACCGUUCAAGAAACGUUCUAAGCUUGCCCAGUUGCUAAUGGGUAAAAGAAUGCCGCCAUAUGAUGACAUGUCACUGCCUCAUUUGAUUGGUGCUACUGAGGCAAGAGCAAUGCCAGAAACACCAGUUGAAAACUUCAGUAUCUCUUACUCCACACCCCCACCCACUCCAGACUACAUGACCAAAGAAUCGAUGAACUUCAAUAACAGUAAUUCCAACGAAUCUUUUCUGACCAUGCCGAUCUCAAGAACAUCGUCUCCUAUUUGCACGAGCCAUGUACCAUACAGUCAACCUCAUUCAAACCAGUUUGCACCAAGAAUGAUGACAUCAUCUCCUGUUUCAUCGACCCCGCCAUUGACUCCAACUUCAACUUAUCAAAACAUUGCCAUAAAGUCUGAUGUACCCCAACAAUUAGAGAACAAUGCAUUCAAUAUUAACAAGGUAUCCAUCAAUAGUGAGCAGAGAAUGCCAAUAAAUGGACUACCAGUAAUGUAUGCAGAUGUUCAGGGUACACUGAUACCCAUAAGCAAUGCGCCUAUUGUGCAGGUCAUUGUUGUGAACAAUAAUACUAAUGGAGGGGACAAUAAACUUUGCCGUAUUGCCCCAGCACCCCUAGUAACAACCCCCAUUCCUGAAAAGAUCUCCACCGAUAAUCUCACAAUGCGUCAGCGAAGUCAUGUCUGCAGUUUCCCAAACUGCAACAAAACAUACUUCAAAAGUUCUCAUCUGAAGGCCCAUAUCAGAACUCAUACAGGGGAGAAACCAUUUGUCUGCCAGUGGGAGAACUGUGAAAGGAAGUUUGCUAGAUCCGAUGAACUCUCGAGACAUAAACGUACCCAUACAGGCGAGAAAAAAUUUGUCUGCACAACAUGUGAUCGGCGGUUUAUGAGGAGUGAUCACUUAGCAAAACAUAGCAAACGCCAUACAAAUAACAAACUGGACAAUGAUAUCAAAUUAGUCACAAAAACAGUAUAGACAGUAAAAGUGCUAUAAUUAUUUGAUGUCAGGGAGUUCCCAAAGAACUGAAAAAAGCUUAUGUAGCCAUGAUAAUCAUUGAAUAAACACAAUGCAGCUACUAUGCUAGAAGUUAAAGAGAAACUAUUUAAGAAUACUCUGUGCAAUUUUGCCAUUCAUUCCACAUGAUGGGGCAUCGAAAUCCAAAUCAAAAUACAUCAUUCAUGCAUAUAUCCAUGGACAAAAAAUCUUCAACUUUUCAAUUCAUAUUAAUACAUAACGUAGUCAGCUAUACAAUUCAUCCUUGCCUUACACACCAUGUCGCCAUUCCUUUCUAGUGCAAAAUUACACAGGCAGAACCAUGUAAUAUUUUAGUGGUUAGAGUGCCUUUGUUUCGUUAUUAAUUAAUUUUUUAAGUAUUUACAUGUUCAAAUAGAAUCCUUGUGAAAUAGGAAUGGGUUCAUGGAUGGAAUGUACAUUUUUAAGUUGCCCCAUAAAUUUGUGAAUUGUUUUUGAAGAGAUUAUAUAUAAUGUAUUGUUUCAAGUGUGUUUAUUCACAUUCGUCUUUAUCAUUUUAUUUAUAUGUAUUAUAGUUUUUUAAUUUAUUAAAAAUAUAUCAAAUAUAUUUAAAUUAAAUCCGAGACACAUGUAUCUUGUUUAUUUAUUGUAAACGAACUUGACACGAGAAUCAUCAGAAAUAGCCAGGUACCUUUUGAUAAAAUUGGAAAGUUUUCAAGUU
Molecule: messenger RNA, 2059 nt
Organism: Owenia fusiformis
Lineage: Eukaryota; Metazoa; Annelida; Polychaeta; Sabellida; Oweniidae
Source: the annotation of a GenBank genome assembly